CCACUCUUCUAUCUCUCACUCUCUUCAACGUUCAGUCUCUCACUCUAUAACAAAACAAAACUAAUGAUAAAUCCCAUCCUUGGCCCUAUCAUUUUGCAGUAUACACCCUUUAAAACAACAUUAUUGCACAUUCACCCUUAUUUUUCCUCUAGAAAAUUCUUGCUGCACCCCACGCUCCUCACUCCGCGUGUCAACCUAAAACCUCUUCUUUUAAACACCCCAAAAGCCGAAAGCCGAAAGCCGAAAGCCGAAAGCCCACCACGGCCCAUACAUACAUACAUACAUAAAUACAUAAUACGCACACUUACAUAAACUUUGCACUGCAUAAAUAUCAAUUUCUUAUCUUUGUGAACAUCGUGGAUGAUGAUGUUGAGUAUCAUCAUUUUUUAGCAGUGACACCCAGAAGAUUUUCAAGUGUAAAAAUGGCGAUGAAAUGAAGGAGCGUCAGCGUUGGCAGCCGGAAGAAGACGCACUCCUCCGAGCUUACGUUAAGCAAUAUGGCCCCAAAGAAUGGAACCUUAUCUCCCAGCGCAUGGGAAAGCCACUCCAUCGUGACCCAAAAUCUUGCCUUGAGCGCUGGAAGAACUAUCUAAAGCCGGGUCUUAAGAAGGGCUCUCUCACCCCGGAAGAACAGUCUCUGGUCAUCUCUCUUCAGGCAAAGUACGGCAACAAGUGGAAGAAGAUCGCCGCCGAGGUCCCAGGCCGUACGGCCAAGCGACUCGGUAAGUGGUGGGAAGUCUUUAAUGAGAAGCAGCUCAAGCAGUUGCAUAAGAACAUGUCUUCAUCUUCGCCUUCCUCACUGCUGAUCAGUGGUACGAAUAGCUUGCAGUCUCAUCACCAUCAUCAUCAUCAGUUAUACCCAGAAGGGAAUAUUCCGGUAGCCAGGGCUGGUUCACCAGAGACCGCUGCUCAGGGCCCUUACGACCACAUUUUAGAUACUUUUGCCGAGAAGUACGUACAGCCAAAGCUCUACGCCGCCGGUAGCGAGGCAGCGUUCAUGCCUGCCAUGGUGGUGACCGAUCCGGAUCCGGUUCUAUCACUAGGGUCGGUGAAUUCUGCUGCCCCUUCCGCAGCGACAUUGGUUCCGCCGUGGAUGAACCCGCCAUCGUCAUCUGCGGCAACGUCGUCUCUUUCUUCUUGCACUUCGUCCACGCCGUCUCCUUCGGUGAGUCUCUCGCUUUCGCCGUCCGAACCGGUUAUGGACCUGGAAAUGAGUCGGUUCGUUCCGGUUCAGCAACUGGGUAGUAUCGUUCAGUACUGUAAGGAGUUGGACGAGGGUCGGUUGAGCUUGCUGCAGCACAAGAAGGAGGCCACUUGGCGGUUGAGCAGGCUGGAGCAACAGCUGGAGUCAGAGAAAGCAAGGAAGAGGAGAGAGAAAAUAGAGGAGACGGAAACCAAGAUAAGGAGCUUGAGAGAAGAAGAAAUGGUAUCACUGAGUCGAAUCGAGAACGAGUACAGAGACCAACUCAGUGUAUUGCAUAGAGAAGCGGAGAACAAAGAGGCAAAGCUGGUCGAAGCUUGGUGCAGUAAGCAUGUGAAGCUGGCUAAGCUCGUUGACCAGAUUGGGGUCCACGGUGCUGCUUCUCUUCGGGUCACCACCACCAAUACUCGUCCAAAUUAGGUUUUGUUUUUGUUUUGUUUUUCUUUCCUUGUAUUGAAAAGUAAAAAACUUUUAAUGGGGUGGGGUCAUGUGAUCGAUUGAUUUCAUUUCAUACAAAACACUCUUUGUAAUCCAAAUCAACUAACCCCACAUAUUCAUGGAAAGUAUUCAGACCGAGUUUUUUAAGGUUAAUUUACAUACA
Molecule: messenger RNA, 1802 nt
Organism: Humulus lupulus (European hop)
Lineage: Eukaryota; Viridiplantae; Streptophyta; Magnoliopsida; Rosales; Cannabaceae
Product: protein rough sheath 2 homolog
Exons: 1
Coding region: 434-1621 (395 amino acids)
Source: RefSeq, a predicted model, not a curated record